Penicillium verhagenii is the source of this 2358-nucleotide messenger RNA. It is a transcript of the gene mdr2, whose product is annotated as ATP-binding cassette permease mdr2. Bases 1 to 2358 code for a protein of 785 amino acids. Gene Ontology annotation, biological process: transmembrane transport. The transcript is spliced from 3 exons. The record is from RefSeq and is a predicted model, not a curated record. Gene Ontology annotation, molecular function: ABC-type oligopeptide transporter activity; ATP binding; ATP hydrolysis activity. Gene Ontology annotation, cellular component: membrane. NCBI's taxonomy places the organism in Eukaryota, Fungi, Ascomycota, Eurotiomycetes, Eurotiales, Aspergillaceae.
AUGCGCGGUGUCCGGCUGCCGGCCUGGGCCCCGGGCUUGAGCCCUCGGUCGGUUUUGAGACCGCAGAGUGCUGUGCUCCGAGACCUGUUUCCCCAGUCAAUUCGAUCAUCCAUACAAUCUGUCGGCAUCUCUCAUACCCACCGACCCUAUUCGACCCCUUCCGAAGCUUCUCGCGACAGGUCCGGUGCUCUUCUCCGGUCGCCCGAGGCUCCCCUGCUGGUUAACCAAAAUGGCCUCCAAUAUACCCCGUCAAUGACCCGCAUGAUUUCACAAACUCGUCCAUUCUGUUCUACCUCUCAGCUCCUCCAAGCAAAGCCGCCUGCGCCCUCCGAAUCCACUGCUUCCCCAGCCCGCUCUGUUCCGGAAAAGGAAGAAGAGUACACGGAGAAAGGAUUCGAGCUUUCGGAGCGAGCUGCACAAGCUGCACAGGUCAAUUUGAGCGCGAGACUGGCCAAAGAAGGGGGAAAGAAGUCGAGCUUUUCCGAGAUUUGGCGGCUGUUAAAGGUUGCACAGCCCGAAUCUAGAAAGCUCGGGCUUGCAUUCUUCUUUUUGCUGAUCUCGUCGGGUAUUACAAUGUCGAUUCCCUUGUCGAUUGGAAAGAUCAUGGACACGGCUACCAAGAGUGUGACAGAGGGCGGCGGUGAACUAUUUGGUUUGAGCCUUCCGAUGUUUUACAGCGCCCUCGCCGGUGUUCUGGUUAUUGGUGCCGCCGCCAACUAUGGUCGUAUCAUCAUCCUUCGCAUCGUUGGUGAACGUAUUGUCUCUAGACUUCGUUCUAAGCUCUUCCGUCAAACCUUCAUUCAGGACGCCGAGUUCUUUGACGCGAACCGCGUCGGUGACCUUAUUUCUCGAUUGGGCUCUGAUACCAUCAUCGUGGGUAAGAGUAUUACGCAGAACUUGUCCGAUGGAUUACGUGCCGCUGUUAGUGGUGUAGCCGGCUUCAGUCUUAUGGCUUACACCAGUGUGAAGCUGUCCAGUAUUCUGUUCUUGCUGCUUCCACCCAUCGGUCUAGGUGCACUCUUCUAUGGUCGAGCCAUCCGGAACCUCAGUCGUCAGAUGCAGAAGAACCUGGGUACAUUAACCAAAAUCGCCGAAGAGCGCUUGGGCAACGUCAAGACGAGCCAGUCUUUUGCAGGCGAGAUUAUUGAGGUGAACCGAUACAACAAACAAGUUCGCAAGAUAUUCGAUACCGGCAAGCGCGAAUCUCUGAUCAGUGCGGCUUUCUUCAGCUCGACUGGACUUAUGGGCAACAUGACGGUUCUGUGUCUUCUCUACGUUGGAGGCGGCAUGGUUCAAUCAGGAGCCAUCAGCAUCGGAGAGUUGACUUCUUUCUUGAUGUAUACAGCAUACGCUGGCUCCAGCAUGAUUGGUCUUUCCAGUUUCUAUUCUGAGCUCAUGAAAGGUGUUGGCGCUGCCAGUCGUCUUUUCGAACUGCAGGAUCGACACCCAACCAUCCACCCGACCAAGGGCAGGAGAGUAGAGUCUGCACGUGGACCUAUUCGGUUCGAGAAUGUCACCUUCAGCUAUCCUACUCGCCCUGCGGUAACCAUCUUCAAGAAUCUGGACUUUGAGAUCCCACAGGGAACUAAUGUCGCUAUCGUCGGACCUUCCGGAGGUGGCAAGUCAACUAUCGCCUCUAUCCUCCUCCGCUUCUACAGCCCUACUGCUGGUAGAGUUUUGAUCAACGGAACGGACAUUAGUGGCAUGAACGCCAAAUCCCUCCGAAGAAAGGUUGGCGUUGUUUCCCAAGAACCUGUGCUAUUCUCCGGUAGCAUUGCAGACAACAUUUCCUAUGGCUUGCCAGAUGCAAGUCGAUCAGAGAUCAUUGCAGCGGCCCGCAAAGCCAACUGCCAGUUUAUCAGUGAUUUCCCCGAUGGUCUCGAUACCCAUGUUGGAGCUCGUGGUGCACAAUUGUCCGGUGGACAGAAGCAGCGCAUUGCUAUUGCCCGUGCGCUGAUUAAGAACCCUGAUAUUCUGAUUCUUGACGAGGCUACAUCAGCGCUUGAUGCCGAAUCGGAAACCCUGGUCAACGGUGCAUUGGCUGCUUUGUUACAGGGUAACAACACCACAAUCAGCAUUGCCCAUCGUCUGUCCACAAUCAAACGCUCUGACACCAUCAUUGUCCUUGGACCUGAUGGCACUGUCGCUGAACAAGGCUCAUACACCGAGCUUAGUGCUCGCCCAGAUGGAGCUUUCAGCAAGCUUAUGGAGUGGCAAAUGAGCGGCGGAGAAGCUACUCAGCCCCCCAAACGGGCGGUGGAACCCGAAGAGCUUUGGGAACUCCAGAAGGAAUCGGAGGCGGAUCCAGAGGUUCCGGAUGAGGAGACUGUUGAACAGCCAUCUAAUAAGAAGGAGUAA